Aplosporella prunicola CBS 121167 is the source of this 2125-nucleotide messenger RNA. RefSeq lists its product as uncharacterized. The transcript is spliced from 3 exons. Gene Ontology annotation, cellular component: nucleus; cytoplasm. Gene Ontology annotation, biological process: mitotic cell cycle; intracellular signal transduction. Lineage: Eukaryota; Fungi; Ascomycota; Dothideomycetes; Botryosphaeriales; Aplosporellaceae. The record is from RefSeq and is a predicted model, not a curated record. Gene Ontology annotation, molecular function: histone H3T3 kinase activity. Bases 6 to 1979 code for a protein of 657 amino acids.
CCAAAAUGGCGCCCCCAAGGAUGGUUUAUGGCAAGCGCCCCAAAACCAACAACGCUUUCGCUACUUCCUCCAACUUCAACUGGUCCAGUCCCGGCAAAUCCCCCACCGAGAAACGCACAACGAACGGGAUCGAGGAUGUCACAAACGCAGUUGAUCGCCUGGAUAUAAAAUCAGAGGACAAUAAAAGCAAAACGGUGGAAAAGAAGCAGGACAGGGCGCUUCGCACCAUAGACGGCAAUGCGACACCCAAGCCAGCGCGGCGGAAGGCGAAGGAGCACAAGGAGAAUAUUUCCGAGGUCGAGAAUCACGAACCCGCGACGCCUGUUUUGAAAUCAAAGCCCGAGAAGAAAUCUCGAAGGGUUGAGGAGCACACAAAUUCGAAAAGCGAAAGCACACCGGAGCCAACACCAAGGCUCCGUCGGCAUCGCAGGAUGAAGGAGGCUUCGGCUGAGGUCAAGGAAGAAAUUCCCGACUCUCAGGAUGAAGAGGACAAUGCGACAUUGAAAGAAGAAUCCACAAAGCAUACGAACCUAGAGCCUACUCUGGAAACCCCCCCCCUUCUCCGCCUGUGCAAUGACCCGCACGGCCGUGUCGCUCCAACUCCCUUCUCUACCUGGUCCGCCUCUCUCGAGCCGUACUUCAAUAUUCUCAAGAUCGCCGAAGCCUCCUACGGCGAAGUCUACCGGCUCUCACUCAAGUCCCCCCACCCCAACUUCAGCACAUCUGAUGAAUCUGUCCUCAAGAUCAUCGCACUCCGCCCUCCUCCCGGCACCGUUCCACGGAAGAAGGGCAAGAAGACAAAGAAGCAGAAGGCACUAGAAGAGAAGAUCGAGGGCAUGAGCACGGUCGAGUCGGUGGAGAGCGAAGUCAAGCUUAUGCAGCGCAUGACGCACGUUCCAGGCUACACGAACUUCCGCGAGGUGCGCGUGCUGAAAGGCAUGCCGACGGAUCCGUUCGUAACGGCGUGGAGGGAUUGGAAUGAAGGUAGAGACGAGGAGAAACAGAGUAUCUUCCCGGAUCCGGGCGAGCAGGGCAGUUACGACGACGACCAGCUAUGGGCGGUCGUCGAAAUGCAAGACGCCGGCACGGAUUUGGAGGAUCUGAAGCUGGAGGACGUCGGCGGCGUGUUCGGCGUGUGGGAUAUUUUCUGGGGUGUUGCUCUCGCGCUCGGCAAGGGCGAAGAGGAGGCGCGCUUUGAGCACCGCGACCUCCACAUGGGCAACAUCUGCAUCAAACCCUCUUCCCCGACCCUCCCUCUCCUCGCGCCCGCCUCCCAUCUCACAACCCACACCCUCAACUUUACACACCUCGAAACCACCAUCAUCGACUACACGCUUUCGCGCGCCCAAAUGUGCGACCCAACGCACCCGCUCUUCCUCGACCCGCCCGAGUCACACAUUGCGUACCUAGACCUCGAAGCCGAUCCCGGCGUCUUCGACGGCGACGAAGAAGUAGAAUACCAGUACGCGAUGUAUCGGCACAUGCGCUCGGCGGUGUACUUGGACGACCCACUAGCGGACAUCUACGAGCGAUGGGACGAGGCGACGGAGACGGGGCGCACGUGGCAGGGCUUCCAUCCGCAGACGAAUCUGGUGUGGCUGCACUUCGUGCUGCAUGAGCUGGUGAAGGACUUGCCGUUCCCCCCUUCGUCUGCUUCGAGGAAGAAGAACGGCAGUCGCAGCAAGUCGAGGUCGCGUAAGGCUGCGGAUGCGGAAGCGGACCCGGAGGACGCUCUCCAGGCUAAGCGCACGCAGCUUGCCAAGAUCUUGAAGUAUAUUCACCAGAAGCUGCUUGAUCCUACCAAGCUGCCUGCUUCGGGUCUGCAUUCUACGAAGGACUUGAUCGCGCUGGCGCUGGAGGAGGGAUGGCUGAGUGAGGACGAUGUUGUUGCUUCUUCGGGAGCGGAGGAGGUGGAGGGGAGUUUGGUGGAACUGGUCAGUGCGUUGGAUAUUGGGGAGGAUAGGAGGAGGAGGAGAUAGAUAGAAGAGGGUGGGUAUGGCAUUGAUGGCGUUAAGGAUGGGUAUACCUACUUGGCGUUUUUAGAAGGGUUGAGAGCAGGGGCAUUGCAUAGGGCUGGGCUGCGGACUCCGCGGUAGUGAUGCCCAUGUAAACGCGAACCGGAAGG